AUGGUGAAGGCGGCUUAUGUAAGGCCAGCCACACUUAUUGAAAACGCUGACUGCAGGAAGUUAGUGCAAAUGCUUCGCAAAAACUCAAUGAACAACAUAUCCCAUGCUUUUCCAUUAGAUCUCUCCAUCUCUUGGGGGGAGUACGACGCCGACGACGAUGCGGAGGGGGAGUACGACACCGACGCCGACGACGGUGCGGAGGGGGAGUACGACGCCGACGACGAUGACGAUGCGGAGGGGGAGUACGACGCCGACGACGAUGCGGAGGGGGAGUACGACGCCGACGACGAUGACGAUGCGGAGGGGGAGUACGACGCCGACGACGAUGACAAUGCGGAGGGGGAGUACGACACCGACGACGACGACGAUGCGGAGGGGGAGUACGACGCCGACGACGAUGACGAUGCGGAGGGGGAGUACGACGCCGACGACGAUGCGGAGGGGGAGUACGACGCCGACGACGAUGACAAUGCGGAGGGGGAGUACGACACCGACGACGACGACGAUGACGAUGCGGAGGGGGAGUACGACGCCGACGACGAUGCGGAGGGGGAGUACGGCGCCGACGACGAUGCGGAGGGGGAGUACGACGCCGACGACGAUGACGAUGCGGAGGGGGAGUACGACGCCGACGACGAUGCGGAUGGGGAGUACGACGCCGACGAUGAUGCGGAGGGGGAGUACGACGCCGACGACGAUGCGGAGGGGGAGUACGACGCCGACGACGAUGCGGAGGGGGAGUACGGCGCCGACGACGAUGCGGAGGGGGAGUACGACGCCGAUGACGAUGCGGAGGGGGAGUACGACGCCGACGACGAUGCGGAGGGGGAGUACGACGCCGAUUACGAUGCGGAGGGGGAGUACGAUGCCGACGACGAUGCGGAGGGGGAUCCCCAAUUUACUAUUCUGUUGUGUGGACCCCCAAAACUCUUACAUGGACCCUGGUUGACAGCCACUGAUUUAGAUGAACUAACGUUUUCAGAGAAAGAAAUUAACCCACUAAUUCGCACACCACAAAUGAAAUCUCUAAGCGGAACAGUGAAAAUAUGCAAGACAUUUUUCAAGUUCAAAAUGUGA
Messenger RNA from Octopus sinensis (East Asian common octopus), 1077 nucleotides. RefSeq names its product serine-aspartate repeat-containing protein I-like. The record is from RefSeq and is a predicted model, not a curated record. The coding region runs from base 1 to 1077 and encodes 358 amino acids. The transcript has 3 exons. NCBI's taxonomy places the organism in Eukaryota, Metazoa, Mollusca, Cephalopoda, Octopoda, Octopodidae.